Messenger RNA from Wallemia mellicola CBS 633.66, 1395 nucleotides. Its product is annotated as Phosphomevalonate kinase. Gene Ontology annotation, molecular function: ATP binding; phosphomevalonate kinase activity. The transcript has 6 exons. Gene Ontology annotation, cellular component: peroxisome. The record is from RefSeq and is a predicted model, not a curated record. Gene Ontology annotation, biological process: ergosterol biosynthetic process; isopentenyl diphosphate biosynthetic process, mevalonate pathway. The coding region runs from base 1 to 1395 and encodes 464 amino acids. Lineage: Eukaryota; Fungi; Basidiomycota; Wallemiomycetes; Wallemiales; Wallemiaceae.
AUGAUCUCAGUCAGUGCACCAGGAAAGGUUUUAUUAGCAGGUGGAUAUCUAGUAUUAGAUCCUGCAUAUUCUGGUGUAGUAGUCAGCACAGAUGCACGUUUCUAUUCCUUAGUUAAACCGACAAAUGGUACGACAACUACAGUGAACUCACCACAAUUUGGCAGUAGCUGGGAAUACAAUAGCGCAAUGGAGCAACUUAAUGAGUGCCCCUUAUCACAUCUAAAUCACUACAGUGGACCAAUCAACGACUUUGUACAACUUGCGUUAACAGAAGUUUCUAAGCUCAUUUCUAAGCGUGGAAUAACACCAAAAGGAUUAUCAAUAACUAUAUCAGGCGAUAAUGACUUUUACUCACAACGUGCGUACCUCAAUUCAUGCAAUUUGGACGCUACGGUUGAGAACUUAAAGAAAGUACCAAAACUGAAUAGCGAUUUAAAACAAAUAAGCAAAACUGGGUUGGGGAGCAGCGCAGCUUUGAUUACAUCCCUUGUUGGAGCAUUACUCGCGUUUUAUGGCUUAAUUUCACGCGAUAUCAACCAAAACGAUCUAAAAUUAGUACAUAACCUAGCACAAUAUAUCCAUUGUCGUGCUCAAGGCAAGGUUGGAUCAGGAUUUGACGUAUCUGCGGCCACUUUCGGUAGUCAAGUUUACUCACGCUUUGAUCCGGAAAUCAUUAAGGAUGUAAUGGACAGCCCGACAACUGGAGAGAUCGUUGAUGCUGUGAUUAGCAAAGAAUGGGAUAACAAUGUCGAAAAAGUUGGUCUUCCGUAUGGCAUUUCAAUCCAACUUGCCGAUAUCGAACAUGGCUCGCACACACCUAGCCUUGUUAAGAAGGUUCAUGCCUGGAAAGCGGCCAAACCAGAUGAGGCUAAGGAGCUCUAUGCUGCUUUAAACAACAGCAACCAAGGAUUAGUGAAGGUUCUCAAGGCUCUCAAUGAGUCACAUAAAACAAAAAGGGAGGCUUACGAGCACGCUUUGGAUACUCUCUCCACAUUGAUACCCCAGAAGUGGCAGGAAAAUAUACCAGCAAAUGACGUGAUUGCCCAAUUUGAUGAGUUGAGAAUGGUGUUGAAGUCCAUCCGUAAGCUCUUCAGAGAACUCUCAGAUAAGGCAGGUGUACCAAUAGAACCUGAAGAGCAAACAAGGUUGCUUGAUGCCUGCUCAAAAAUUGAAGGUGUCAUAGGUGGUGGUGUACCAGGAGCUGGUGGGUAUGAUGCGAUAUACAUACUCACAAUAUCAAGAAUGGCCAAUCAAUCACAUGCACAGACUCAGGUACACAAGACAUGGCUCGAAUGGACGGAGUUAAGUGUGAGCCCGCUGGUAUGCGGAGAAGGUUUCGAAGGUUUGAGACUCGAGAACGCUGAAGAAAUCAGCCGGGCAAUGGGUAUAGAAUGA